Messenger RNA from Acanthamoeba castellanii str. Neff, 639 nucleotides. RefSeq lists its product as uncharacterized. Bases 1 to 639 code for a protein of 212 amino acids. NCBI's taxonomy places the organism in Eukaryota, Discosea, Longamoebia, Acanthamoebidae. The transcript has 3 exons. The record is from RefSeq and is a predicted model, not a curated record.
AUGGGCAUCUUGCUGGCGGGCAAGGCCGUCGGUUCGCACGUCAUCCGCUUCAGCGGCCUGCAACCGGGCUUCUUCACCAUCACCACUCUCGCCUCCAAAGACAACAUCCAGAGCUUCCGCAUCAGGUCCACCCCGUCGCCCCAUCUUCCUGUGGGUCGUCAUUCGCCCGGGCGGGGCUACUGGCUGAAGGAGGACCAGGUGUUCCCCACGCUGAAGAAGCUGGUCAAGACCUACCAGGCCACCCUGGGCCUCCUCGCGCCGCUGACGGGGUCCAAGUACCGCCAGCUGCUGGUCGAGUUCCGGGAGGGCGAGCGGGACAACGUCUACGACGGAGGUGGCGGCCCUGUCGAGCAGCAAGGAGAAGAAGAAGGAAAAGAAGAAGGAAAAGGAGAAGAAGGCGAAGAAGGAGCACAAGGCGGCCCUGUCGAGCAGCAAGGAGAAGGAGAAGGCCAAGCAGAAGAGGAAGGAGGAGAAGGAGAAGGCCAAGAAGGAGAAGAGCAAGGAGACAAGCCUGCGGAAGAGCAGCAAGAAGCCAACAAACAGCCUGGGCGACUAGUAAUGGAAGAGGAGGUCUUCCUGUAUUUACAUCGCUAUCUUCCUUCUAUUUACACUUGGGUGGUACCACGUGUUUAUCUGUAG